Cryptomeria japonica (Japanese cedar) is the source of this 5375-nucleotide messenger RNA. Its product is annotated as protein SUPPRESSOR OF MAX2 1. Bases 1293 to 4949 code for a protein of 1218 amino acids. Gene Ontology annotation, molecular function: ATP binding; ATP hydrolysis activity. The transcript has 3 exons. The record is from RefSeq and is a predicted model, not a curated record. Lineage: Eukaryota; Viridiplantae; Streptophyta; Pinopsida; Cupressales; Cupressaceae.
CUCUUGAUUUGCAGAAGACAGAGAGAAAACAAAAAAACUGAAUUGAUUUCAUGCUUUUCUGGGCCUGAGAAUUCAUGAGUUUUCGAGCUGCCUUGGGCUUUGAAGAUCAAUUGUGUGUGGAAAGACCUGAAAUUAGGUGUGAAUUGGUGAAGGCAAAAAUCUGAAAAGCGUGUUGAAAGGCAUAGUCAAUGGUUGGUCAAGUCAGCCAAAAAGGCUUUAAUGCUCAGAAAGGUCAAAAAAAAUACAUUAAAAGAUCGGUGCAGGGUAACUUGUGGUGGUGAGUGUUAUUGUUACCAGGCGGACAAACGAAAUAAAAGGGAGAAUUUUGUACAGAUGUUGAGAGUUUUUGAAAGGAGAAAUUGAAAAUUGAUACUGUAGCGGUUCUGCAGAUUUUUGGUUGCAGGUGGGGAUUGAAGGGGGAAGAUAUUGUGAAGAGUUGAAAUUGGGUGAUAAAUUGUGUUCUGGAGCAUUAAAGGCUGGUGAAAGAGCUGAAUUUCGAGAUGUCUGGUGGGGUGAAUUUGACGUGCCGUGUGAUAAUUUGUUAGUGAAAGUUUUUGUGGGUGGUUUUUCUUUAAGAAAAAUUUGGUACCCAAUAAGGAAAUAUGAUUGCCCAAUUAAGGAAAGUGAUCCAUGGUUGAGAAAAUCAGACAUGGGCGUGUGAGAAACCCGGCUGAAGUUGGGUUCCGUUUGGAGGAAUCGGGCUUUGACAUUGUGGAGGUUGGCUAAAUUGGAGGAAAAAAUUGUGGGAUAGGAGGCUUUAAAUUUGAAAAGAAUAAGUUUGUUAGAAGAGAAGAAUUUGGUGGCGAUUAUACAGUUAGUCCGCUAAAUUUAGCUCCUUGCUGGAAUAAAACAUGGAGCCGAUAUGAUAGAGGUUUUUGCCAAUUUGAUUGCACAUAGAGCAAAAGGGAUAAUGGGUAUUUGUGUGCAAUAAUUUUAAGUGGGUAGUCUUGUAAGAAAUAAUUCUAUUGCAUUUGAAUAAGUGAAAGCUCGGGUGUUGUUUUAUGUAAGAGAUUUUGGAGGUUUUACAGGAAUGGAGAAUAUUGUGAAAGUGGGCAGAGAUAAUAUAGAGGAAAUGUACAAAACCCUAGCAGGAUGGUCCAGAGCGUUACCAGAAAGAGAAUAUUUUGGAGGAAGUUUAGCGGGGAUAGUAGAAAUCAACGACUUUGGAAUCUGCCAUUGAGAAUUGGUGUGCUUAAUGAACGCUGGAGCAGCUCAAAGAGAUAUUGUAGUAGACACUUUUCUGAUUGUUUUUGUUAAUCAAGAAGCUUUUCUGGGUUGUUUUUAAGGCAAUAAUGCGAGCAGGGCUUAGUACAGUGCAGCAGACAUUAACCCCAGAGGCGGCAAACAUAUUGAAUCAUGCCAUAGCAGAAGCUUGCCGCCGAGGACAUGGGCAGACCACUCCUCUUCAUGUUGCUGCAACGCUUCUGGCAGCACCUGCUAGUCAUCUUCGCCAAGCAUGCAUUCGAUCGCAUCCUAAUUCAACUCAUCCCCUUCAAUGCCGGGCACUGGAACUUUGUUUCAGUGUGGCUCUGGAGCGAUUGCCAGCAGCGCAGGGCCUUGUUCCUGGUAGCGAACCCCCAAUUUCAAAUGCUCUCAUGGCCGCCCUUAAGCGAGCCCAGGCACAUCAGAGGAGAGGAUGUCCUGAGCAGCAGCAGCAGCCUCUGUUGGCAGUUAAGGUAGAAUUGGAACAACUUAUUGUAUCGAUACUUGAUGAUCCCAGUGUCAGCAGGGUGAUGAAGGAGGCUAGUUUUUCUAGCCCUGCUGUGAAGGCAACUAUUGAGCAGGCCAUCAGUAUGGCUAGCUCUCAUUCAUCGAUCUCCCUUCCAUCUAGCGCCAUGGAUCGCGUGGGCUUCAGAUUGAGCAGCACACCUUCAAUUUUGGGAAACCUGGGCAGAAACCAGCAUUUUGAGGCAAUCAAUAGAAACUUAGAUGAAGUAAGCUCUCACCCAAUUUCACAAAGAAAUCCCUACUUGAGCCACCGGUUACAGACAACAAUGGGUGCCUCCGACUUGUCUAGCAAUAGAAAUGAGGAGAUUAGGAAAGUUAUGGAGAUAUUACUAAGAGUCAAGAAGAGGAACCCAAUUCUUGUAGGAGAGAAAGAACCUGAAGCUGUAAUGAAAGAACUUGUGCAUAGAAUAGAAAAGGGUGAAACUCCGGAGCAGCUUCGAGGCGUUCAGAUCCUUGAAACAGAGAUAUCAUCAUUCUGUUCUGGAAAUAGGGAUAAAGACAACAUUGAUAUGAAGUUCAAGGAAUUGGACCGAGUAGUGGAGAGUCAUUUGAAUGGUGGUGUGAUUCUUAACGUGGGUGAUUUAAGGUGGCUUGUAGAGCAGCCAAAGGCAGGAGGAGGGGCAGCAAUAGGUGUGGGAGUCUCAUCUUCUGUGCAGCAAGUUGUGUCGAAAUUGGGGCAUUUGUUAGCUAGGCAUGGAACGUCUGGUCGAAUAUGGCUCAUUGGAAUUGCAACCUGUGAAACAUAUCUUCGGUGUCAAGUAUAUCAUCCCUCAGUGGAGAGUGAUUGGGAGAUGCAACCUGUACCUAUGGCUGCUAGACCUGCUCCAGGAAUGUUUCAGAGAUAUGUUGUUAGCAAUUCAAUGGACUCACUUAUUCCCCUAAAGCCAUUUCCAGCAAUGGUGCCCCCAGCAAAGAAGUCUGCAGAAAGUAAUGAAUUGAAGAAAAAAAUUCAUUGCUGCUCCCAGUGUAUGGCUAACUACGAACAAGAACUCAGUAAAAUGGAGGAGGAGAAGAAGGCUAGUGUGCUUUCUGCAUCUCCACAGUCCAUAUCAGAAGAUCAGACAUCACAGACAUUGCCUCCUUGGCUUAAAAGUGCAGCAAGAACAACUAGCAGUGUCAAAGGACCAGAUACAUUGCAGGCAAAAGAUCAGGAGCUUGUGUGGAAUAAAAAACUGGAUGAAAUGCAAAAGAAAUGGAGUGAUACAUGUCGUUCUUUGCAUCCUCAUUUUCAUGUACUGCGACCAGUUAUAUCAGUUAGCCAACAGGAAUCAUUAAGGACACCUGCUCAGGCAAUGGAUGCAAAUGAAAAAAGACAAAUUGAUUGUACUGUUGAAAAUUCAGGAUUUCAAGAUCCAAGUAGAGGCAACAGGAUGUUUUCUAUGCCACUCGACUCUUUAUGGCAUCCAUCUUCUCAGUCCCAGUGUGCUGUGCCUAUCUUGGCACAAACUAAUGGGACAGUAGUUGAGGGCAUUUCUAGAGCUUCUUUUACAAAAGGUCAUGCCAGAAUCCCCCAGGUUGGGCUUGGAGGUUCCUCAUGUGACCCCUCAAUGAGCUUGCCACGAUCCUGUCAUGCAUCUACUCCCCAGCCAACCUCAGUUAUGACGGAUCUUGCAUUAGGAAGGUCUAGUUUGCUUUUAUCCCCUUCUUGCAACAUAAGCACCAUAGGUGAAAGGAACCCUGUGGAAUUGUCCCACAAAGAACGUCUGAAUGACUUACCAGGUUGUCGACCAUCUAACUUUAAUUUACCUUGGCAACUUUCUCCCAAAGUGUCAACUCGAUUGACUGAUGCACACCCACCUGGAGCAACAAGGUCUUUGUUUGAUCAGAAAAGUAGUAAAGAUUUUGGCUCAAAUCAACAUGUGGAUGCAGAUGCAUUCAAGAAAGUUUACAAGGGUCUUGAUGAAAAGGUUGGGUGGCAGAAUGAGGCAGUUGUUUCUGUGACAAAUGCAAUUAUGCAAUGUAGAUCAGGGAACAAGCGUCGUGGUAUGGGUCUGAAAGGAGAUAUAUGGUUGCUUUUCAUGGGUCCUGAUCGAGUGGCAAAAUGGAAGAUGGCUGCAGCUCUCCCUGAGCUUAUAUUUGGGAGCGAACGAAAUUUUGUUUGUAUCAAAUUAAGCUCACAUGACAGUGUGAUGUCUUCAAGUUGGAAUCAAGGCCCAUGUGAAUAUGCUGUCAACUUUCGGGGAAAGACAGCUUUAGAUAGGAUUGCUGAAGCAGUUAGGCAGAAUCCAUUCUCUGUUGUACUUUUGGAAGAUGUAGAUCAAGCUGAUUCUUUGAUUCAUGGCAGCUUGAUUCAGGCAAUUGAGAAAGGAAGGUUAUCAGAUUCACAUGGAAGAGAAGUUAGUGUUGGUAAUGUAAUUUUCAUCAUGACAAGUUCAAGGACAGAGAAAGACCAGGAGUCAGCAAGGCAAGAUGUACGUUUUUCUGAAGAAAAAGUAGCAAUGGCUUGUGGAUGGCCAAUGCAGCUUUCAGUUGACAGUGCCCGAUUUGAAGUUCUAAUCAGCAAAUGUAAGAGAGUUUUUGUUACUAAUUCCUCUCAAGAGUCAGAAAAUAAGAAUAAUGAACCUCUGCCUUUAGGCUUGGGUUUGAGAGGCAAACGGAAAGCUGACUGGAUGAAAAAUGAACCAGCUCAAAAUGAUUGUGGAAAGAAUCUCAAGAAGAUAAGUAAAGAACCUUUGGUAUGCUUGGACUUGAACCUCUCUGUAGAGGAGAAUGAUGCAACAGACUUUUCUGUUAGUCAAGGACCUGCUGAAGCAUGCCAAGGAUCUCGUGACUCAAGUGACCUGACAGUUGAGCAGGGAGUUAAAUUUGCCAGCGAACAUUUCAAGGAGCUUGCUGAUUUAGUGGAUGAGAGAGUAGUUUUUAAGCCUUAUGAUUUUGAAAGUCUCGCAGAUAAAAUUGUUGAGACCAUUAGUUCAAAGUUCUUCAGUAUAAUUGGAGCUGAAGGGUUAAUGGAGAUUGAUGUAAAAGCUCUGGAGCAGAUCCUUGCUUCUGUUUGGUUCAACCCUGAUGGAAUGAAGAUGUUUGAGAAUUGGAUUGAACAGGUGCUGGAAUGCAGUUUAAUGGAAGUACGCACAUCAUGCAACGUUUCAGCUGACACAGUUAUUAAACUAUUUAUUGAGAAGGAUUGUUUUUCUGGAGGAAAACCACCUGCAGCAUGUCUCCCUAGAAAAAUCUCAGUUAACAGACGAACUAAACCCUGCCAAAAUGCAGGUGCUAUUUAAAUCAUGCUGCCAUUCUCAAUGAAAAAGUUUCCUAAUAUCAAGACUGCUUUGCAAAACCUGAUAAAAUUGGAAGCUCUCUCAUAUUUAUUCAUUUUUUCAUAUAACAGCGGCAUAACAUUUCUGUUUAAAUUCGAGGCAAAGCCAGGCAACUACAUCGUAUGUUAGGUUAUUCGAGGUUAAAAUCUAACUAGAUCUGUAAAACUUUACUUAGAGUGUAUAAUAGUUUCAAUCCUGCAUUCAUUUUACCCUUUUUACUGGAUCCAGAGCCUUUGUGGGUUCAUUUGGUGCUCUUACCUUUCAUAUCAAAGCGAAGUUCUCCAUUUAUAACAGCAAUAUAUUGUUGUAAUUUACUGCUCCCUUCUAUUUCGCAUAUUGUUUAAGGAAAGCUAGUUAAAAAAGGAAGUAUGUUGAUAUUUUAAGUUUUCA